AUGCUUGCUGCCGCUACAGUGUCGAGAACAGCUUCUAGUGCACCUGGAGCAGUUUCAACUAAAGCAUGGCCAGUUUCAACUGCCGCCAGAACAGUUUCUACUGCAGCAGUAACUGUUCCUGGGAGCAAGAUGACACCUGAGGAGCUGGAAAUUGACAUGAGGGAUUUCCUGAGCAACAGAGCCAGGUGGGGCCAGGUGGAGAAGGGAGGCGCGUCCAUUGCCCACCUGAGAAUCUACCUGAGGGGACUGCGACGAGAAGGCGACCCGAAACUAGAGCAACUGCAGGACAUGUUUCUUUCCCACGGACUAACUCUCGAAGACAUCAAGCUCGAGAUGCUCUCAGUGGUGCAGCUGUUUGCUACCUUAGUCAGCCCCGUUCGAACCGGAGCAAAGAACAAGCCAAAGCUCCUCACCAUCAUAGCAACCUCCGAGCCUUGGAACAGACCUCACGCUAUGGAGAAGCGCCUCGUUGCUGCGGCUGUCACCGGGCCUGUCCCGGGCCUGCCGCCGGAGCUGGCCGCCGCGGCUGCGGCACAGGUUCGGGUGGGGGAGGACGAGGUUCGGCGGUAUGGAGGGAUGCUGGAGCGGUUUUUGGAGAGUCCGAGGGAGUGGAAUCUGGUGGAUCAUCGGGGGGAGUUUCAGUUCAAUGCUAUCUUUGCGUUCCUGCGCAAGACUCAUGUGUGCGAGCCGCUGCUGCUGCAGGGGGGGUUUCAGUUCAAUGCUGUCUUUGCGUUCCUGCGCAAGGCUCAUGUGUGCGAGCCACUGCUGCUGCAGGUGAGACUGCAUUGCGAGGUGCCGGGGUUUAGGUGCCGGGGUUUAGGUGUCAGGGUUUCGGGUCUGAUGGGUCACUGGGGGAAGUUUCAGCUCCCUCCCCCUCCCACCACCUGUCCCCCCAACCCACAGCACUACCAGGCUCUCUUCUUUGCCCAUGCUCUUACUCUUCAUGACCUGCGGGCGUGCAAGAAGUGGGUGCUCAUGCUGCUCGCUCUGCUGCUGGGCUUCUUGGGUCGCUUGGACGAGCUCAACAAGAAGGACCUGGUUCAGGCUAUAGCGUCCACAGAUGCUUGGAAGGAGUACGAGAAGGGAGGUGUUGGGAAGGAGAAAAGGUCUGCUCCAGGGAGGAUUCGGCCAAUCAAAUGCGCCCGUCUGCUGCCGACCUCCCGCCAGGACCGGUCGGCGUUCCUCCUCCACGUCCGGCAGGCGGGGGAUGACGAGCUGGACGGAGUGCUUUUGCAGUUUCUGGAGGACCCGAAGCACUGGGCGUGUGCGCUGAAAGGGGGCGUGGUUGUAACGAGGCUGGGGAAGUUUAUAAGGGAGAUGGCGGAAAACAACCCAGCGAUGCUGGAGCCCUACCAGCAGGCGUUCUUUGCUCACGGCAUUGGAAUGAACGAGCUGCGCCGGGAGAAGCGUACGGCGCUGGAGCUGUUUGCAUACCUCAUGGGCUUCACAGGCAACAUGAGGGCAUGGAAGAAGCACCGGCUUUUAAAGAUCAUAUCUGACAUGCCAGCCUGGCAGAUUCAUGCGACGCGACUGGACGAGAUGGGCUUUGGGGGAGGUGUGGGGAAGAGGGGGUGGGGGGGAAUGAGGGGUGCUGGUGGGGAGGGUAGGGGCGAAGGGGCAGAGGAUGAGGAAGGAGAGGAGCAAGGGGAGGAGGAGGAAGGAGAGGAGGGAGGGGAAGAGGAGGUGACUGAGGGAGAUGAAGAGAGCUGGGCGUCGAGUUACGCGCUGAGCUGUUCCCGUUGCCUGCCUAUUGCUGGCCUGGUGCAGAUGCAGAGAGGGGAGGAGCAGAGAGGGGAGGAGCAGAGAGGGGAGGAGCAGAGGAAGGGUGAUCUUGGGAACGAGGCUUUGGAGAUGGGGGAGAAUGAUGGGGCGACGGUGGGCAUUGGGAGUGAGAAGUGGGGGGAGAAGGGUGAGGAGAUGGAGGUGAAUGGGGAUGAGAGGAAAGGGAAUGGGAAGAAAGGGGAGGAGAAGGGGGAGGAAAAGCGGGAGGAAAUGGGGGAGAAGGGGGAAGGGAAUGAGGAUCACACCACUAUGACGCCCUGUGCUGUGGUCAAAUCAGCAGGCCCACGUGGCAUUACAUCAGAUGAGCUGCUGUUGCCCUCGCUAGCCCCAAAACACGCAUCAGUAGCACCGGCAGCAGCACCAGCAGCAGCACCAGCAGCAGCAGCGGCAGCAUCAGCAGCAUCAUCAACUGCAGCAGCGGCGCCAGCAGCAGCGACAUCAGUUGCGGCUCGAUUGGAAGCAGCAGCAUCAGCACCACAGGAUACAGCACCAGAUGCUGUUAUUUCAAAAGCAGAAGCACCAAACGUUUCAGCUGGAAAGGCUUCAGUUCCAGAAGCACUGGAUGUGCCUAGCGGUUCUGAGGCUGUUACAAGCGGUGAUGUGGGGUUGGCAGGGGCUGCCCUGGAUUUUCCCAGUGCUGUGGGGUUGGCAGGGGUUUCAGAAGAAAGCGGUCUGAAUGGUUUGGUCAGGAAAGCAGCAAGUGUCGGGGAGAGAGAGGAGGAAAAGCAGGGAGGGGAGGAGGGGGAAGGGAGGGAGGGAGUGGAGAAAGGGGAAGGAGGGGAGAGAGGGGAUGGGGUGGAAAGGGGAGUGGGAGGGGAUGGAAGUCCGGGUGCGUCACAGAGUAAGUUAAAGCUACAGGUCACUCCUGUAGCGGAGGGAGAAUGUAGUGCGGGUCUGACUGGGGCAGGUGCGACUUGGGCAGGUGUGACUGGGGCGGGUGUGACUGGAGUGGGUGUGACUGGAGUGGGUGUGACUGGAGUGGGUGUGACUGGAGUGGGUGUGACUGGAGUGGGUGUGACUGGAGUGGGUGUGACUGGAGUGGGUGUGACUGGAGUGGGUGUGACUGGAGUGGGUGUGACUGGAGUGGGUGUGACUGGAGUGGGUGUGACUGGAGUGGGUGUGACUGGAGCUCGUGUGACUGGAGUGGGUGGGACUGGGGCAGAGGAGUGGGCGCUGGGAGACGCUCAGAGCCGUGCCAAGGUGCCCCAGUUCUUCCGCUACCUGCGGCACCUGCAGAGAAUCGGCUCGCCCCUGCUCAAGGCGUAUCGUGAAAUCUUCCUCUCCCACGGCCUCUCCUCCUCGCAGCUCCUGGCCAUCAAGAAGCAAGCGCUGAUGCUCUUUGCUGCCCUCUUCGGUUACCGCAGGCAACUCGACGGCAAGAACAAGGGGCAUGGGGGUAAGGAGCGGCGAGGUGGAAGGAAGGAAUUGCAAGGCAUGGAGCAGGGAGAGGGGCGCGAGCAGCAGUGUACAGAGCAGCAGCAGGGGAUUGAGGCGCGGGGGGUGCAGCAGGUGUGGAGGCGGGAUCAGGGAAGCAACCUGUUGGUAGGUGAUGCGGCUGGUGUGGGUGGGUCUGGUGCCCUGUGUGCUGCGAGUGAGCAGGGUGAGUCAGGCGUGAGGGGUAUACGCUCACAAGAAGGGGUGCCAGCAGUGGCAGCAGGGAUGGCAGCAGCAGAAGGGGCAGGAACAACAGCGGGAGGAGCAGCAGCAGGAGGAAGGGCAGAGGAAGGAACAGGAGCGGCAGGGGCAGCAGGAGCAGACUCAAGAGGAGGGAGAGCAGGGGAAGGGCGAGGGGCUGGGGGCGGGCUGAGCGCGGGAGAGGAUAGCACGGAUCGCUCGCGGUGGCAAAUCAUCUACCCCGUUUACAUAAACUCGAAGAUGACUAUAGCGCAGGGUCGUCGUAUCGCGGCGAGCAAGGCCGCUGAGAACCCCAACAUUCAAGAGAUGCUCGACUCGUGCACGCAUCUCAAGAUUCCCGUGCAAGCCGAGCUAGACAAGGCCUAUUCACGGGACUUCUUUCAAAGAGGCCGCAUCCGAGUGCAGAUUAAGAAGCCCGACGGCUCGCCACACAACCCUGAUAUCCCCAACAAAAUGGCGCUUAUGCUGAAAUUGGGGGAACUUAUACCGAAGCAUGUUGGGCGGAGCAAGAAAGACAAGGAAAAGGAAGGAGGUGGAGGAGGGGGUGGGGGUGCAGGGGGGUCGCAUGGAGCAGGAGGUGGUUCUGAGAAGAAGGGGAAGGGAGGGAAGAAGAGGAGAUGA
This is a messenger RNA of Closterium sp. Yama58-4, 4038 nucleotides long. The record is from the annotation of a GenBank genome assembly. NCBI's taxonomy places the organism in Eukaryota, Viridiplantae, Streptophyta, Zygnematophyceae, Desmidiales, Closteriaceae.